AUGUCGUGUUACAAUACACCGUGUGAGAUACCGACUACGGGAGGAUUUCCUAAUACUUUUGCCUCUGCUGUUCAGUUUUUUGCGGCUAGUCAGUGUUUACUUACAGAAGGAAUUGUAAAAGAAGAUUAUAUUCCAAGUAAUACGAAAUUUGAUUUCAUAAUAGUAGGAGGUGGAUCAGCAGGAAGCGUACUAGCAAAUAGAUUGAGCGAGAUAAACGAAUGGAAAGUUCUACUUUUAGAAGCUGGAGACGACCCUCCUGUGGAAUCCAAUGUUAGUACCACAAUAUUAACUCUUUUUAUUAUUCACGCAUGGGCAAAAUUAUUUUUGUGA
Messenger RNA from Arctia plantaginis, 330 nucleotides. The record is from the annotation of a GenBank genome assembly. NCBI's taxonomy places the organism in Eukaryota, Metazoa, Arthropoda, Insecta, Lepidoptera, Erebidae.